GAAGAGAGAGAGGAGAGAAGGAGGCUACAUUAAACCCAGACCAGAACCAAAGAAAGCUUAUAUAAGAUACUCUCUCUCUUCAUCUCGGCACAGCUUUCUUCUUCCGCCUCCCUCCUCUGGUGCUACAUUUAUUUGUGUUGCUCUCUACUUCUGUUUUCUCUUAUUAGAGGAGCAGAAGCUCUGGUUCGUGGAGAUUAUUGGAGAGAGAGGGAAGAGAAAGCUGGGCUUUCUAUGCGGUUUGCCUUUAAGGCUUGCUUGUACGAGUUUAGAGGAUUGAGAUUCGAACGGAGUUUGUUCUAGUCAUCUCUUGUGUGGCUGAGCCAGGCCACUGACAUUCCAGCUCCACCACCAUUGUUUUGCGUAUAUCGGAAGCAAAACCACCAGAAAAGAAGAAAUAUUCGUUCUCUUUUCGCAAAGGAACUUCUUUAAAUUCAUGCAGAUCUAGUGGGUUUCUUUAACGAACUGUGCCGUUCAGUCAUCUGAUACUCUUGUUCCUAGCUUCCUACUCGCUUCUCCUCUGCAUUUGCUUUUUUCAGAGCAAAAGACAGAAAUGGAUCGGCUUUCGUCGACAACUCUUCUUCCUGAUGCACUUCAGGGAACGAGAGACGACAUUUCUGAGCAACUUGGGGUAGUUUGGAGUCAGAUCAAAGCGCCAGUGAUCGUACCCCUCAUGAGCAUUGCGGUGGCCGUGUGCUUGGCGAUGUCACUGAUGCUCUUCUUCGAGAGGGUCUACUUGAGCAUUGUCAUCGUUCUUGUAAAGCUCUUUGGGCGAAAACCAGACAAGCGUUACAAAUGGGAGCCCAUGAAAGACGAUGUAGAGUUGGGAAGCUCGGCUUACCCGAUGGUUCUGGUUCAAAUCCCAAUGUACAACGAAAAGGAGGUUUACCAGCUCUCAAUUGGAGCUGCAUGUGGACUCUCAUGGCCCUCCGAUCGUAUCAUAAUUCAAGUCCUGGACGAUUCAACCGACCCCACAAUCAAGGACUUGGUGGAGCUAGAAUGUCAGAGAUGGGCAAGCAAAGGCAUAAACAUCAAGUACGAGAUAAGAAGCAACAGAAAUGGGUACAAAGCAGGAGCUCUCAAGGACGGAAUGAAACACAGCUACGUUAAGCAGUGCGAUUACGUAGCUAUCUUCGACGCCGAUUUCCAACCCGAACCUGAUUUUCUGUGGCGCGCCGUUCCCUUUCUCGUCCACAACCCUGAAAUAGCUCUCGUUCAGGCUCGUUGGAAAUUCGUGAACUCGGACGAGUGUUUGAUGACUAGGAUGCAAGAGAUGUCAUUGGAUUACCAUUUCGCCGUGGAGCAGGAAGUGGGCUCCUCCACCCAUGCCUUCUUUGGAUUCAAUGGGACAGCGGGUGUAUGGAGAAUUGCUGCACUGAACGAAGCUGGGGGAUGGAAGGAUAGGACAACAGUGGAGGAUAUGGAUCUGGCAGUGAGGGCUAGUCUCAAAGGCUGGAAAUUUGUCUACCUUGGUACUCUCAAGGUUAAAAAUGAGUUGCCUAGUACCUUUAAAGCCUACCGCUACCAACAGCAUCGGUGGUCGUGUGGCCCUGCUAAUCUUUUCAGGAAAAUGGUAAUGGAGAUUGUAAGAAACAAGAAAGUGUCUUUGUGGAAGAAGGUCCAUGUGAUUUACAGCUUCUUCAUAGUUAGGAAGCUUGUAGCUCACAUUGUCACCUUUGUCUUUUACUGUGUGGUACUACCAGCAACUGUUUUGGUUCCUGAUGUUGAGGUUCCCAGGUGGGGAGCAGUUUAUAUCCCUACCAUCAUUACCAUCCUCAAUGCAGUUGGAACUCCAAGGUCACUCCACUUAAUGGUUUUCUGGAUCCUUUUUGAGAAUGUCAUGUCCCUACAUCGGACCAAGGCUACCUUGAUUGGACUGCUGGAAGGCGGUAGAGUUAACGAAUGGGUUGUAACUGAGAAGCUAGGAGAUGCUCUCAAAGUUAAAGCAGCCACUAAGGCACCCAAGAAACCACGAUUCAAGAUUGGAGAAAGACUCCAUUUGCUGGAGCUUGGAGUUGGAGCUUUCCUCUUCUUCUGUGGCUGCUAUGAUGUUGCCUUUGGAAGAAAUCACUACUUCAUGUACCUUUACGUUCAAGCUAUUGCCUUCUUCAUUGUGGGGUUUGGUUAUGUUGGCACCUUUGUUCCCAAGUCUUAGAGGGAAAUCUGAGGUGAUGCUGUACUUUUUUGCUACUCGGCCGGUCACUCUGCUUGUGCCUCUCUCUUCUUCAGCCUAUCUAUGUGGCGUUCCUAGCUACACUUUCCCACAACUUUUACAUUCCAUCUUGUAAAAAAUAAAAUAAAAAUAAAAAUAAAAAUAAAACCCUCCCCCACCCCCAGAAAAAAAAGAAAGUCUGCAAAUUCUUUCAAGACAGAACAUAAAAACAGUUGUUCCUCUUGUGAAUAUCCAAGAAACCUCAAGAACAGAACCAAACAAAAUAUUGUGGGAAUGCAAUAGGCAGAGAAGAAGAUCAAGGAGGAGCAGCAAGCCAAGGCAGGUUUUCCCGUGGUAGAUAGUUUUAAACAUUUCGGAAUGGUUUGUUUUGUAAUUUUGUAGUUAUUUUCCUUUCUCUUCUUUGUUGUGGUUGGGAUUGUUCUGUGAUAGAGAAUAAAUCGAUGGGAGCAAGAUAAUUUUUGCACUAUAAAUUUCAUGUUGCUCUACA
Vitis riparia (riverbank grape) is the source of this 2657-nucleotide messenger RNA. RefSeq names its product glucomannan 4-beta-mannosyltransferase 9-like. The transcript has 9 exons. The record is from RefSeq and is a predicted model, not a curated record. Gene Ontology annotation, molecular function: mannan synthase activity. Bases 551 to 2152 code for a protein of 533 amino acids. NCBI's taxonomy places the organism in Eukaryota, Viridiplantae, Streptophyta, Magnoliopsida, Vitales, Vitaceae. Gene Ontology annotation, cellular component: Golgi apparatus.